This is a messenger RNA of Desarmillaria tabescens, 1756 nucleotides long. RefSeq lists its product as uncharacterized. Lineage: Eukaryota; Fungi; Basidiomycota; Agaricomycetes; Agaricales; Physalacriaceae. Bases 102 to 1679 code for a protein of 525 amino acids. The transcript has a single exon. The record is from RefSeq and is a predicted model, not a curated record.
CGUUCGACCCGCAGGCAAGACUCUCCGAUAGUCCUGACUGGGCCCGUCUUUUGCAUUCAAACGACGUACCUUCACCUGGCGAGGAGAGCACCCUUUUAUCGAUGAUAUCUUCCUAUGACUCUCAGCUUCAGAGCCUCGAAUCUGAGGAGGCUGAUCUCCAGGGUCUUCAUCACGACCUAAAAUGCCGCAUAAUGUUCUUGUCUCGUCAAAUGGGUACACUACGCCAGGAGCGCCAGCGGAUCUCCGAAGCGAUCAGUGAAAGACGCAAGAUCCUGAGUCCCGUUCGACGCCUCCCAUCCGAGAUUCUUCAUCAUAUAUUCCUCGAUACCAUCGAUUUCCCUGUUCAGUACUCACAGUCAAAAUCUAACAACGCCCAUUGGGAUUUUCAUCCCACACAGAGCUCCUUAUGGUUGAUUGCGAGCGUAUCAAAGAGGUGGAGAAAUGUGGCUCUGUCUUCCCCAAAGUUAUGGUCCUUUGUGAAUAUAUCUUUCACACAAUUGACUUUUGACGACCUUAACUAUGUUCAACAACUCGGACUACAAUUGCAUCGUGCGUUGAAGCAUCCACUGUCUAUUUCCCUUUGUGAAAUCGACCCACCAUCGUGCGAUGAAAUCCCCCCACAGCUCAUAGCCAUCCUCUUCUCUUUUGCUAGCUCCAUUCACGAGCUUCACCUCUAUCUCCCAUCGGCAACACUCUCAGACCUCACCAGACUUCGAUUAUCGUUGCCUGCCUUGGAGAGUUUGGUCGUUUUUUGCACAGAUGGGAUAGAUCUUCCCGACUUUGGACCACUGCGCCCGUUCUCAUUCGUUCCCAAACUGCGAUCGGUCCAAGCCGUAGAUAUCAUAGAUUUUGUAUCGAGCUUCGAGCUUCCUUGGCAUCUCGUGAAAGAAUACCGAAGCGACCACGCAUUUCUGCCCUACUAUCCGUCCAGAUAUAUCGGACCUCGAGCCCAUGAACACCUCGCCGUCUUAAGAAGCCUCGAACAGGUGGAAGAGUGUGUCUUGCGAUUAGGUGAUGCUUCCGAGUCGGAUGAAUUCGGGGACUCCGCCUUCCCUCUCGUGUGCUCGCAGCUCAAGUCAUUGGAGCUCUCAUCGUGGAACAUCGACGCGAACGAGGAUCAUUCGGUCUUUCAGCAGGUCGCCGAUAGGCUCACACUUCCCGUACUGUCAGUUUUGAAGGUUUCGUGUGCCGAAAAAGGCAACGAAGAGACCGAGGCGGUUUUUACCUCGAUAUGCCAUCUCCUUCUGCGUUCUCAUUCUCCAAUCACCGUUUUUCAUUUUAAUCAUUGCCGAGCGCUAUCGGGAGACUUAUUACAACUCUUUCGCUCUGCGCACACCCUUGAAGAUGUUCGGUUGCUACGCACGAAUAGUGAUUUCGUCGGUGCAGAAAUCAUACAAGAGCUCAUUGUGGAUCAUUCCUCCUCCAAAGAUCUGGUGUUGCCGCGCUUGCACACUCUCUAUAUUUCGGGGACCAGGGCUUCACGGAAAGACCUCAUCCGCAUGGUCAAGUCCCGCUGGGGUAGUGGGGAACAGGCGCAGGGCGUUGAACGUCUACUAACACUCAAGUUGUACGGGAGAUACAUAAAAGCGGAUUGUCUUCAGCAAGAAAUAUCGUCCCAUCUCAAGAUGUGCAUGGCAGGAGGAUUUUCUCUCGAGAUAGUUCCAUAUAUGCCGAAAUGAUAGAUGUAUAACGAUAGAAACAUGGCUUUUCUCAAUAUGUGUUUAGAUUUUCUGCAGUGCUUAUUAUUUAUGUAAAC